Telopea speciosissima is the source of this 831-nucleotide messenger RNA. RefSeq lists its product as uncharacterized. The record is from RefSeq and is a predicted model, not a curated record. The transcript has 2 exons. Bases 1 to 831 code for a protein of 276 amino acids. NCBI's taxonomy places the organism in Eukaryota, Viridiplantae, Streptophyta, Magnoliopsida, Proteales, Proteaceae.
AUGGUGCCUUCGGAAUCCACAGCGCUGGUCUCUGCUAAUAUGGCUCCACAGUUGCCUCUGAAACCAGCUGCAAGUUCCUCUGAAUCUGGUAGUUCUUCGUCGAUCGACGCCGCUGCACUUUGGGAUCAGCAAGAUCAACUCAUUCUGCGUUGGAUCAUUGCUUCCUUGUCUGAAUCUACCAUUUCUCACGUCGUCAGUGCCUCUACUUCGCAUGAGGCGUGGGAAAUCUCGGUGCAUGUCUUCGCGCCGACGUCUCGCACUCGAGUCAUGGACCUGAAGGACCGAUUAUUUUGUCUUCAGUGUGGCUCCGACACCAUCACGGAGUACCUUCUCACUGCUCGGUCCAUUGCCGAUACGUUUGCGGCGAUCGAUCAUCCGGUGAAUGACGAAGAUCUGGUUCUCGCCGUGCUACGGGGCCUUGGCAGCGAGUAUCGAGACUUUGCUGCCUCGAUUCGCCUUCGACCAACUCCGGUUACCUUUGUUGAAUUGUCAGGGCUACUUCUGAGCCAUGAGAGCUUUUUACGCUCAACUGAUGGUGCUGUUUCGGUUUCUUCGGCCAAUAUGGCCACUGGCACAUCCUCUGGUGGAGAUUCUAACCGAUCUGUGGACAAUCGCUCUGGUGGUGCACGCCGAUCUCGUGGCAAUCGUUACCGUAGCCAUCGGCACUCCAAUAAUGGUGCCAAAGGUACAAACGCCACUCGCGGAUCGCCUGAUCCACCGACUGCUGGGACUAAUUCUCGUGGCCAUGCUCGUGGAUCUGGUCAGCAGUCGCCUUCGGCAACCAGUUCGGCAACACUGUUUGCCAAAUAUGUUCUUAGACUGGCCAUCUGA